Messenger RNA from Vicia villosa (hairy vetch), 717 nucleotides. RefSeq lists its product as uncharacterized. The record is from RefSeq and is a predicted model, not a curated record. The transcript has a single exon. Lineage: Eukaryota; Viridiplantae; Streptophyta; Magnoliopsida; Fabales; Fabaceae. The coding region runs from base 1 to 717 and encodes 238 amino acids.
AUGUCUAAUAGGGAAACAAGGAGUGGAGUCAUAUGUUUUCUUUCUAAGCUCCUGAUUGAGAAAGCUCGAUUGUUCCUAAGUGCUAUGAGUUAUCAUGCUUUUGAGGAUGUAUUGGCUCUAUUGAUAUAUGGUUUGGUGUUGUUCCCUAAUCCAGAUCAGCUCAUAGAUGUGCAUGCUAUCAAAAUAUUUUUGACUCACAACCCGGUACCUACUUUGCUUGGAGAUAUUCUGCACUCGCUUAACACUCGUACCAUUAAGGAGCGAGGGACUCUCAUGUGUUGCAUACCUCGACUAUCAGGGUGGCUUAUUUCGCACCUUCCCCAAUCAAUGCUGAAGAAUGAACAAAGGAUGCAGUGGUCUCGAAGGAUAACGUUAUUCUCUCAUUCAGAUAUCCAUUGGUGUGCCCGAUCUUAUGAGGACAUCACUAUUAUUUAUCAUUAUGGGGAAUUCCCUAAUGUGCCACUCCUUGGCAUUAGGGGAGGUAUCACUUAUAAUCCUUCAUUAGCUCUGCACCAGUUUGGUUGCGCUCGAGGAGAUAGUCCUCAUGAAAUGAGUAUUCAGGGUAUUGUGUUCUAUUACGAAGAUGAUCCUCAAGGUUAUUGUCAAAGGUUUAUACGAUCGUGGAAUAAGGUUUAUAAGGUUGAUAGCAAGAUAUUGGGACGAAAGAACUCCAUUCCUUUAGGGCCAUACCUCAUAUGGGUGCGCGCUCGUGCUUGA